Messenger RNA from Eriocheir sinensis (Chinese mitten crab), 2227 nucleotides. RefSeq lists its product as uncharacterized. Bases 148 to 1395 code for a protein of 415 amino acids. The record is from RefSeq and is a predicted model, not a curated record. The transcript has 4 exons. NCBI's taxonomy places the organism in Eukaryota, Metazoa, Arthropoda, Malacostraca, Decapoda, Varunidae.
GGAAAGGAGGGCCGGAGGAGCCGCGGGCCUAGAGGGAAUGUGGGAGGCAGUGACAGGUUAGCCAACACACGUGGGGAGCGACACGCGGGCAGCACCUCAGGGCAGGCCGCAGUGCACCUCAGUCUGGCAGGCCCUCAGCACCUCACCAUGAAGCUACUCCUCCUAGGCUGCUACCUCCUGCUGACGGCGGCGAGGGGGCAAGGUCAGCUGGAAGGAGGACCCACACCCGCAGAUACUGACACCUCCACUGGCGGCGAAGGUAUGCAGGCUGUAGAGGGCGAGGAAGGCGGGUCCUCAACUCCAGCCCCCGACCAAACCACCAGCCUGAACACGAUUGCCACGACACAGAACGCUGCAGCCGAGGAGUCCACAGGCAGCUCCUCUACGGCGGCUCCUGAGGCGGCGACAUCCCCUCCUGACGUGAGUGAAGGGCCUGCUAUCGUAAUGGAGGGUGAAACUGACCAUCUGAAUCAUGAAAACGUUAAUGUCACGCACCCAGAGACCUCCAGUACCUCCACCUCCACAACCUCCACCUCCACUACCACCACCACCACUUCGCCCAUACAUUCAACCAACACGGCACCUCCCGAAGAGAGUACAGGAGCAGCAGAGACCUCGCAAUCUGGUGAGGCCACGAGUACACCCAAUCUGCCCUCCUCCACCACUACUGAGGGUGCAGACUCCCAGCCCUCACAGGCCACCACCACCACCACCACCACUACCACCACCGCCUCAUCCUCCUCAUCCUCCUCCACUACCCAGCCUCCACCUGCUACCUCCACUUCCACCUCCCCUGAUCGCACCACCACGACGAUAACAGACGCUCCUGCCACGCAAACCACCACCACUACCACCGAGGCGAUAGUCGGGAGCAACACCACCUCCACUACCACCCCCACCACCUCCACCACAACCACCACCACCACCAGCAGCACAUCAGAGGAGUCCACUCGUGCCCUGGAUCCUGAGGGUACCGCCACAUCGGAGCCUGAAGCAGAAACUGAGCCUCCUCUCGCUGUCUGCUUCGGGAACACGGAGAUCAACACGCUGGUGGUGGUGGCGGUGGUGGUGGCGGUCAACGUGCUGGCAGUGGUGUUGACGGCGCUGUGUGUGCACCGUAUAGUGUAUCGCCGCCUCUCCUGGGACCUGCUGCCACACUACCGCCAGAGAUCGAUCAGAGGCGGGAAUGAGGUCCGGAAGCGCAAUCCCUCGGGUCGAAAUCUUGCCUCGGACUCUGAAUGCAAGGUAGGCGAAGGAGGCGGCCAAGGGGGGACACACAUACCCAUCCUGAUCACCAACGAGGACGGCUGGUGCGUGCCCUACUCCAACGAGGCGCAGGACGGGAAGAAGAGGCAGAAGAAGGAAGCCGCCGCCACGGUAGAUACAGGAGUGUGAAAAGAAAGUUAACGGGUGAGAGAGAGAGAGAGAGAGAGAGAGAGAGAGAGAGAGAGAGAGAGAGAGAGAGAGAGAGAGAGAGAGAGAGAGAGAGAGAGAGAGUGUAUGUGUGACAGACAAACAAACACAGAUACAUCCUAGGCCACAGUAUGAACGAAGGACUUUUGUGUGUGUGUGUGUGUGUGUGUGUGUGUGUGUGUGUGUGUAGAAUUCAAAAGUCUCUAUAAGUCCUGUUCUCCCGUAGGUCAAUAUUAUUAGGAUUUGGGUCCAUAUUCUCAAACGUUUCGCUCUUGAUAUACAUUUUUUUUACAUCAGAGGAUACGGCGCAAGGGCAACACAAAGAGUAAAAAAAAAAGCUCGCUACUCGCCGCUCUAUAGAAGAUAAAAGUAAAGAGUACCUAAAAAAGAGGUCAAUUUCGGGUGGAUGAUGAUGAUGAUAAUGAUGUUAGGUUACUCUAAGAGCCAAUUUCACAGUCCAACACAGUGUCUUCGUAACAGCCCGAACCAAACUAUAGAAUCCCAUACAAUCCAAAAUGGGGAGGUCUUCGAUGCCACACUAAAUACACAAGACUUUUCCCGUAUAGUUUCAUCAAAUUUGUGAACUUAGAUAUAAACACCAGACACUAUACGAGGAAAUUUCGAAGGCUCUGGUAUUGGUUUGGGAGCUUACUAACCCGUCAUGGGGAACUGUGAAGCUGGUCCUAAGUCAUGUGUCGGAAGAGCUGAUGGCUGGCACCUCUCGAGCAUCAAUUUCGUGCACUUUCGCCUUCUCGUUAAGUACCUAUGACUAUUAGUUGUAAUAAUGUAACGCUAUAAAUGAAAGAAGUUUAUC